Messenger RNA from Eimeria acervulina, 924 nucleotides. RefSeq names its product serine/threonine protein phosphatase, putative. NCBI's taxonomy places the organism in Eukaryota, Apicomplexa, Conoidasida, Eucoccidiorida, Eimeriidae. The transcript is spliced from 5 exons. Gene Ontology annotation, cellular component: cytoplasm; nucleus. The coding region runs from base 1 to 924 and encodes 307 amino acids. Gene Ontology annotation, molecular function: protein serine/threonine phosphatase activity. The record is from RefSeq and is a predicted model, not a curated record.
AUGGCAGCGACAACCGACAUCGACGUGGAUGCGGUGAUCAGCAAACUGCUGGAGGUGCGGGGGAGCCGGCCGGGGAAGCCUGUGCAGCUAUCCGAAGCAGAAAUUAGAGGGUUAUGCCAAAAGAGCAGAGAAAUAUUUAUAGCUCAGCCGAUCUUGCUGGAGUUAGAGGCCCCUAUAAAGAUCUGCGGGGACAUCCACGGGCAGUACUACGACUUGCUGAGGCUCUUUGAAUAUGGAGGCUUUCCCCCUGAAGCUAAUUACCUCUUUUUAGGGGACUAUGUUGAUAGAGGCAAACAAAGCCUGGAAACAAUCUGUCUCCUCCUCGCAUAUAAGAUCAAAUACCCCGAAAACUUCUUCCUCCUCAGAGGCAACCAUGAAUGCGCAUCCAUCAACCGCAUUUACGGUUUCUAUGAUGAAUGCAAGCGGCGGUACAACGUGAAGCUUUGGAAGACGUUUACAGAUUGCUUCAACUGUCUGCCUGUUGCAGCAAUCAUAGACGAAAAGAUCUUAUGCAUGCACGGGGGCCUCUCUCCCGAGUUGAAUUCGAUGGACCAAGUGAGAAGAAUUGCGAGGCCUACCGAUGUACCCGAUACAGGUUUGUUGUGCGACUUGCUCUGGUCAGACCCGGAGAAGGAAAUAGCGGGCUGGGGCGAAAACGACAGAGGGGUUUCUUUCACCUUCGGACAGGACGUUGUGCACAACUUCUUGAGAAAACAUGAUCUAGAUCUCAUCUGCAGAGCGCAUCAGGUGGUAGAAGACGGCUACGAGUUCUUUGCUAAGAGGCAGCUGGUGACGCUCUUCAGCGCUCCCAACUAUUGCGGGGAGUUUGAUAAUGCAGGGGCGAUGAUGUCGGUCGAUGAGACCCUCAUGUGCUCUUUUCAGAUAUUAAAGCCGGUGGAGAAGAAAAAAGGCAUAAGCAAGUGA